Fusarium poae is the source of this 1650-nucleotide messenger RNA. RefSeq lists its product as uncharacterized. The record is from RefSeq and is a predicted model, not a curated record. Gene Ontology annotation, molecular function: transcription coregulator activity. The transcript has 2 exons. The coding region runs from base 1 to 1650 and encodes 549 amino acids. Lineage: Eukaryota; Fungi; Ascomycota; Sordariomycetes; Hypocreales; Nectriaceae. Gene Ontology annotation, cellular component: cytoplasm; SBF transcription complex.
AUGAGUCCAAAUCAACCGCUGCAUGAGAUUGCUAUAAACAAUAACCGUGUUGCGCCUCCUCCACCAUUCAAGACGGUCGACGCUACUGCCCAGACUGAGACAGCAGCGCGACAAGGUGGGGAUACCGCGGUACCACUGCAACUGCCAACCCUGGCCGACGACGCGCUCUCGCGAGCCUCCCACCCGAUUGCGUCGAUAACGCCAACUGCUGCUGCGCCUGUCAACGGUGCUGCUGCUGUUAAUUCAACAGCCAGAACCACAACAGCACAUGCCGUAGUUGCUGCUGCUAUCGCCAAAAUGCAGCGCAAGCCUUCUACAGAUCGCGAUGAUGGUUCUACACAGAGCCAUCCUUUCUCCAACGCUGGCUCCCAAGACACCACCAUAACCGUUUCGACAGAUCUCGCAUUCACCCCUCCAGCAAGUGACGCCAGUAACUGUGCACCUGGUCCGUCUAGCCAGGAUAGUCAGUUAUUUCAGCUCUCCGAGAUUGCUGCUGCACAAGACAGAAUCGGCACAAUUAACUCGAAUACACGGAAACGCAUGGCCGACGGUGAGGUUAAAAGCCGAACAGAAAGCCAAAGCCCCGUCAAAGGCCAUACAAGAACACCAAGUGCUGUAAGCAGGACAUCAGCAGGUGGCCAUAUUGGAGAGUUAUCUAACGAACUACGGACGCGUCUCUCCUACGCCAUGGUCAAGGUCAAUAAUGGUUGGCAGUCAAACUCACUCGAAGAGGUUGAGAAUAUGGCAUCACAAGCUGCUUCUCCAGUCUCGAGUACAUCCACCAUACAUCGUCGACAAGGGUCAUCGGCGAGCCCUCGAAUGCCCAUGAGCAAUCCACCUUCAUCUUCGGCACCUCUACCACAAACAUCGACCACCGAGCGACGAAAGUCACAUACACCACCAAAUCAUAUCUGGCACAAGCCAUCACUCGCGCCGCCAGCACCUAUUCGACCUGGUGCGCCCUCAGCACCGCACGUGAACCCGCGUCGUAACUCUCAUCCCCAUCGAACUCCGGGCAUGCUAUCACAUUCACACUCCGACUCCCCUCACACACCUGGACAACAGGCGACCUUUCAACAUGGACCCAAGUUCCGUGUUACAGGCGACACUGUUCUCAUGUCACCGCAUCAAAACGUUAGGGAACAAGAUGCUAUUGAGACAUUGUUAUUCAUGAGCAGCCCGGGAAACUCGGCCAAUCUGAAGCACGCUUUCUCUCCACCGAGCUCGUCAGCACCAACCGUCGGGAUGACCAGACCCCAGGCGCGCCACGCGUUGCCUUCCGGACCAAGGAAGCCAUUGCCAUCGCAACGCCAGCCUCAGCAGGUCCGAAAAUCUCCUUAUGAUAAUUCAUCCAUGCCACCACCUCCCGGUUCACCCAUGGACUUGGAUUCACCACAGCAGCAACAUUAUCCUCCUCAAAACAGAGUCAUGCCCAGAAGGCGUACAAUUGGCGGGCGAAGUCAACUACGAGGGACGCUUUCGUUACCAAGCGGUAUUGGUAUAGGAAACGGGAAAACGAGAAAGACACUGCGAGACGAGGACAUCGAAAGGAUGCUUGAUCAAGCCAGCGCUGAGACGGGCGAUAGUUCUGACGACGAGGAGAUUCUGAUACCGUCGAGAAGGCCAGCUGCUCGAGUUAUGCGGUCAUGA